Molecule: messenger RNA, 2227 nt
Organism: Papaver somniferum (opium poppy)
Lineage: Eukaryota; Viridiplantae; Streptophyta; Magnoliopsida; Ranunculales; Papaveraceae
Product: phosphatidylinositol N-acetylglucosaminyltransferase subunit A-like
Exons: 11
Coding region: 367-1797 (476 amino acids)
Biological process (GO): GPI anchor biosynthetic process
Cellular component (GO): glycosylphosphatidylinositol-N-acetylglucosaminyltransferase (GPI-GnT) complex
Molecular function (GO): phosphatidylinositol N-acetylglucosaminyltransferase activity
Source: RefSeq, a predicted model, not a curated record
CAUACCGACCUACGGCUAUUGGCUAUUGCUAAUCAAAAUGACCUAUUCGUUUUCACAUUUGCAAAACUGAUCUGAGCUGCUUCAGAAGAGAUUUAUCUAAAACAUCAAGUGAAUUUGCAAGGUUAUAAUUUUACUCUUUGUUAUCUUGAUUCUUACUGAUCUUCAGCAAUUCAAUCUCCACAAUUUUAUUACCGCCAGGGGGGGUUUCUUGGUCUUGUGUUCAUUUACCAACCCAGAAUACAGAAAGGGGUGUACGAAAACGGUAGUCACACAGAUUCUGUGCUUGAUCUUGAUUGGAACAAGAAAUUCAAAUACAGUUUCAUGUAACAUUAUGAUAUCUACAAAUGCUGUUGUACUAAACAUAAUAUGGUUUUUCAAUUCACAAAAGCAAAGUCCUGGCGAGCACAGAGAAGUACGCGAGCUUACAGCCAAAGCUUUGUAAGUUGCUUGAUGCCAUCAAACACAAUGGAUCAAAAGAGACGCCUAAGAAUAUUGAUGGUAUCUGAUUUUUUUUACCCUAACUUUGGUGGUGUGGAGAAUCACAUUUAUCUGCUCUCCCAAUGUCUUCUUAAGCUUGGUCACAAGGUAGUUGUUAUGACUCAUGCUUAUGGAAAUCGUUCUGGGGUGCGGUAUAUGACUGGUGGUCUGAAAGUCUACUAUAUACCGUGGAAACCAUUUCUCAUGCAGAAUACAUUGCCAACCUUCUAUGGGACACUUCCAAUUGUACGGACAAUCCUUGUUCGGGAGAAAAUUUCCUUGGUGCAUGGACAUCAAGCCUUCUCAACUCUUUGUCAUGAAGCUUUGAUGCAUGCACGGACCAUGGGAUACAAAGUCGUAUUUACUGAUCACUCACUCUAUGGGUUUUCUGAUGUAGGAAGCAUUCACAUGAAUAAGGUAUUGCAAUUUACUUUGGCAGAUGUGAAUCAGGCAAUAUGUGUUUCUCAUACAAGCAAGGAAAAUACGGUCCUGAGGUCCGGAUUACCCCCAGAAAAGGUCUUCAUGAUACCAAAUGCUGUUGACACGGCUAUGUUCACACCUGCACCAGAGAAAUUGAGUCGUGAUGAAAUUAUUAUUGUUGUGAUAAGCAGACUAGUUUACCGGAAGGGGGCUGAUUUGCUUGUAGAAGUCAUUCCUGAAGUCUGCCGUUUGUACCCAAAUGUCCGAUUCAUUGUUGGAGGGGAUGGCCCUAAACGAGUGCGUCUGGAAGAAAUGAGGGAAAAACAUUCACUUCAAGAUCGUUUCGAAAUGUUAGGGGCUGUUCCACAUGCUCAAGUACGGUCUGUCUUGAUUACUGGACAUAUCUUCUUGAAUAGUUCCCUGACAGAAGCAUUCUGUAUAGCAAUAUUGGAAGCUGCUAGUUGUGGGUUGUUAACCGUCAGUACACGAGUAGGAGGUGUCCCAGAGGUACUUCCUGAUGGCAUGAUUGUUCUGGCAGAACCGGUACCAAGCGACAUGGUGCAAGCAGUAAAGAAGGCAAUAGACAUACUUCCGAAUAUUGACCCCCAAGCUAUGCACCUUCGUUUGAAACAAUUAUAUAGUUGGCAUGAUGUGGCCAGAAGGACUGAAGUUGUAUAUGAUCGUGCAUUGACAUGUUCUGAAGAGAAUCUUCUGCCACGCCUCUCACGGUACCUUACUUGUGGUGCUUGGGCUGGCAAACUUUUCUGCUUGGUUAUGAUCAUAGAUUUCUUGUUAUGGCAUCUCUUACAACUAUGGCAGCCCUUUGAAGAUAUAGAUGAGGUGCCUGAUUUUGUGCUUCCUCAUCAAGAACAAGAAGCUUCUCGAUCUCACCAAGAUUAAAGCCUAAGCUAGCAGGCUCCUGAUUGCAAGUUCAACUUAUAUAUCAUUUGCUGAUUGGCGUCAACAGAAUGAAGAAUAGUUCACACUACAGAGUGUGAUGAUUUGCAUGUGAAGCACCUAAUCAAUUGGUCGAAAUAGCAGAACAAUGGCAUCAGAAGAUCCUUCACAAAAUCCUACUUAAAGCUGACUACACCCAAUUCCCUUAAUAUACAAUUCUUGACUUCUUUGUUGAGGCUUUGGAAGACCAUGCCGCGUUGAACCGCCGAACAGGAAAAAGAUUGCGAGAAAGUAAACAGCACACUACCCUAAUUGAAGUCUUCUAUUAGGAACUCUGGUCCAUGUACUGUUGUUGUAUAUAUAUUAAUAUCACGAUCCAUUUUGCAAUGAAGUAUGGUCAAAUUUCCUAGUAAAACUACCACCUUUUAUUUCA